Molecule: messenger RNA, 855 nt
Organism: Dermatophagoides farinae (American house dust mite)
Lineage: Eukaryota; Metazoa; Arthropoda; Arachnida; Sarcoptiformes; Pyroglyphidae
Product: glutathione-specific gamma-glutamylcyclotransferase 1
Biological process (GO): glutathione catabolic process
Cellular component (GO): cytoplasm
Molecular function (GO): glutathione specific gamma-glutamylcyclotransferase activity
Source: RefSeq, a predicted model, not a curated record
GUAGAAGUUGUUGUUGUUGGUAGUAGUGGUGGUGGUGGUGGUGGUUUUUUCCCUUGGCAAUAGAUUUUUUUAUUAUUUUUGGAAAUGGCCAAUGAAACGGUAUGGGUAUUUGCUUAUGGAUCAUUAAUUUGGAAUCCUGGUUUUGAAUAUAAAAAUGUAAUCGUUGGCUAUAUCAGUGGAUAUUCAAGAAGAUUUUAUCAAGGUAGUGAUCAACAUCGUGGUUCACCUGAAUCGCUUGGUCGUGUGGCCACUUUGGUCGAAGAUGAACAAGGUUUCACCUGGGGAUUAGCCUAUUUGAUUGCAGAUGACCAAAAAGCAUUAGAAUAUUUAAAACAACGUGAAUCCAGUAUCGGUGGUUAUACAACGAUAAUGACAAAAUUUUAUCCAAAAGAUUCACGAAUCAAAGAAUCAAUACAGACCUUGGUUUAUAUUGCAUUACCAUGUAAUCGAUUAUUUCUUGGCCAUAGCCCACAAAUAGCCGCCGAUAUUGCUCAAUCAAAAGGAUUUUGUGGCCAUAAUGUUGAAUAUCUAUCAAAAUUGGUUGCAUUCAUGAAAAUUGAAUUGCCCAAUAUUGUUGAUGAACAUCUACAACAAUUAGAAUCAGAAGUGAAACAAAUUUUACAACAAAAUAAUCCAAAUUUACUAAACUAUUUUACCGAUGCAAUCAAUUCAUGGCUAAAUAGUGAUAUAUUAAGUUUAAUGGAAGAUAUAAAUGAUUCAUUCAAGAUGACCAUUAAACCAUCAUUCAUCAAUAGACAAAUGAUUGACAAUGUGCCUAAAAAACAACAAUUACGUUGUAUGAUUAAGUAUUGAUUUAGGAAAUUUAUUUUUCUUCGUAUACGAAUUCAUUUAUGU